Messenger RNA from Vicia villosa (hairy vetch), 1052 nucleotides. RefSeq names its product transcription initiation factor TFIID subunit 11-like. Gene Ontology annotation, biological process: transcription initiation at RNA polymerase II promoter; RNA polymerase II preinitiation complex assembly. Gene Ontology annotation, molecular function: protein heterodimerization activity; transcription coactivator activity. Bases 52 to 642 code for a protein of 196 amino acids. The transcript has 4 exons. The record is from RefSeq and is a predicted model, not a curated record. NCBI's taxonomy places the organism in Eukaryota, Viridiplantae, Streptophyta, Magnoliopsida, Fabales, Fabaceae. Gene Ontology annotation, cellular component: transcription factor TFIID complex; nucleus.
AGCUAUAUAAACCAGUGAGAAUUUCAGUUUCACAUACAACUCAACAAGAGAAUGAAGCAUUCAAUUUCAAAGGAUCCAUUCGAAACAGCGUUCGAGGAAUCACCAUCCCCACCGGAUUCCCCAAUCGAAACCAAACCAUACCCCAUCUCACUACCUACUCAAACCCAUCAACAACUCAACAAUCGCGUCAAAACCUUGACCAUUACUAACACCAACAACAAUGAAGAAGAACAAUACGAAGAAGAGGAAGAAGAUGAAGUGGAUGCCGAAUUCUCCAAGUUUCGUUCUGCUUCCAUUGGUGAUCCUCACAAAAUCGCUAGAUUGCAGAAUGUUUUUUCACAAUUCACUGAAGAACAGUUGAGUAGAUACGAAUCUUUUCGUAGGGCUGCAUUCCAGAAAGCUACUAUGAGAAGGGUUAUAGCAAGCAUCGCUGGGACCCAGUCAAUCUCUAAGCCAGUUUUGGUUGUAGUAUCAGGGAUUACAAAAAUGUUUGUGGGUGAGGUUGUGGAAAGAGCUAGAAUAAUUAUGACCGAGCGGAAGGAAUCUGGACCUAUCCGGCCAUGUCAUCUGAGAGAAGCACAUAGGCGACUAAAGCUUGAAGGAAAAGUCUUUAAGAGAAAGGUCCCGAGGCUCUUUCGGUAGUGGGCCAAGUAUGAUUUCUUCUGCAGGCAGGAAACACUUUGAUCCUGAUGUCCUGGUUAUAUCAAAAUUAACAAAAAUGAGUGAAUCAAUAUUGACAGGUAAAAUAGGGAAAAUUCCCGGUUCCAACUAAUACAAAAUGUGAAAUGGACUUUAGCAACAUAUUUUCUUUCUAGCUGUGUCAAAUAUCAUCAUUCUCUGAAAAUAUUGAUAACUGAUGUUACACUGAAAAUACAAAUAUUAUUUCAAAUGUUGUUUAUAGGAAAGUUUAUCUGACCUAGGUAUUUCUUACAAGUACCAAAUUUGAGCAAACAUACUCAUGUAUUUCAGAUUUUAUGUUGAACUUUGUUAUUUGGUCUUUUACAGUGGAAGAUUAUUGUGUAAGGAUUCAAAAGAAUGUAGCUUGUUCAUAC